AUGUCCCCCAAAAUCCUACGAGUGCCCAACGGACGAUUCACAGCUAGAAAGAAAUCAUCCAACCUUUCUACUAGCUCUUCCACUGCAACCUCAGCUGAAUCCUCUCCAUUAGACACACCAGAACUCAGAACCAGUGAGCUAGCAGCCAACACCUCGGAUUCAGAACAUGAAUCCCGCGAAGUCCAGAAACAACUAGGCUGUGCAGAAGAAGAAGAGGCAGAAGAAGACCGGGAAUCCUUGACAGGAGCCCUGAACCCAGACAAAAACACGCUCCCAACCUUCGAGGAAAGCCCAGAACUGUUGAAAGCGAGCUCGACCUUAACGCUCCCAUUCCAACCCUUAUUGUGGCCAGCCCCACCUAUCACACUCACCAAACCGCCAACCGUGAAUAACCCAGUCAAGCCACAGUUCAUAACUAAAGCACCAGUAAAACCGUCAAUGCCACUCCCAGCAAAGAAAAGGAUGGCAGGCAACACACCUAACUGGUUUCACAGAAAGGCAGAUGAAAAUGCCCAGAACUUCCUUUGGGAUGUAGAUAGGUACAUCGUGCUGAACGAUCUAAAGACGGAAGCAGGGAAAGUCAUGGUGUUCAGCACUCUGUUAUCUGCGGGAUCGAUGGCAGAUACAUGGUGGAUCAAACUAGACAGUUCGAAGAAGACUACCUGGGCAGAUGUGAAGACAGCGUUUAUGGAACGCUGGCCCGCAAUCCCAGUCGCUGAAAAGACGGGACUAGACUAUCAACGCGAGAUCUUAGCGUUGCGCCUAACAGAUGAGGAGGUUGGAACGCAGAUAAUGGUGGCAGGAGUAGCCACCUGGGCGCAUCUCAAGUUCCACAACAAUCUUCAACAGCUUGUCAGUGAAGCAGGAGUAGCCACAACGACGGGACUUGUGUACCAAGUUCAAGAAAACUUACCAACCAUCAUGAAGGAACUCACUACACCCAGUCUAGCAGAAUGGCAGAAAUUUCUGGACGAAAUUAAGAACAUCGAUACGAACAAGUUGCGAGAGAAGGCGGAAGGAGUGAAGAAGAAGAGAGAGAUCGAGAAGACACAGAACGCCCGGCUAGCCAGACUCGAAAGCAUCCAGACAGACGCUGUGGAAGUAAUGAGGCUACAACUCCAAUGCAUGAGCAUCGAGCCCAGCCAAGUGGGACAGGCAAUACCAAACGCCGCAUACCCAUCAUUCAAUCAGUCACCUCGCAUUCGCUACAGCACCUAG
This is a messenger RNA of Suillus subalutaceus, 1218 nucleotides long. RefSeq lists its product as uncharacterized. The coding region runs from base 1 to 1218 and encodes 405 amino acids. The transcript has a single exon. Lineage: Eukaryota; Fungi; Basidiomycota; Agaricomycetes; Boletales; Suillaceae. The record is from RefSeq and is a predicted model, not a curated record.